Molecule: messenger RNA, 2037 nt
Organism: Erythranthe guttata (spotted monkey flower)
Lineage: Eukaryota; Viridiplantae; Streptophyta; Magnoliopsida; Lamiales; Phrymaceae
Gene: NCED5
Product: nine-cis-epoxycarotenoid dioxygenase 5
Biological process (GO): carotene catabolic process
Cellular component (GO): chloroplast stroma
Molecular function (GO): carotenoid dioxygenase activity
Source: RefSeq, a predicted model, not a curated record
CUUGAAUAUUCGAAGAUAGAUACACAAAUAUGUCUCUAUCAAUGUCACCAGCAAACUUUUCUCAAAAAUUCUCACAAACUAGAAAGCCAAGUAGAAGAGCUAAAAUCCGGUGUUCACCUUCGGUUCUCACUUUCCCCAAACACAACUUUCAGACACCCACUCUUCCCAAACACGACACCUGUCCUCCCGCCGCCCCGCAGUGGAACUUUCUACAGAGAGCUGCCGCUAAAACCCUCGACUUCUUCGAAAGCGCGUUGGUCUCACGCGAGCUCCACCACACGCUUCCCAAAACCGCCGACCCACGUAUCCAAAUUGCGGGAAACUUCGCCCCCGUGCCGGAGCAGCCCGUAUGCCACAACCUCCACGUCACCGGCACCAUCCCAGAUUGCCUUAACGGCGUUUAUGUCAGAAACGGCGCCAACCCUCUCCACGAGCCUGUCGCCGGCCACCACCUCUUCGACGGAGACGGCAUGAUCCACGCCGUCACAUUUAGCGGCGACAAUUCCGCCAGCUACGCCUGCCGGUUCACGGAAACACAGAGGCUGAUCCAAGAACGUGAUUUGGGCCGACCCGUUUUCCCGAAAGCCAUCGGAGAGCUCCACGGCCAUUCCGGCAUAGCCCGGCUUCUCCUAUUCUACACACGUGGCCUAUGCGGGUUGGUGGAUCACAGCAAAGGAACAGGUGUCGCCAACGCCGGGUUAGUAUAUUUCAAUCAAAGACUCCUAGCCAUGUCGGAAGAUGAUCUCCCUUACCAAGUCCGGCUAACUCCCUCCGGCGAUCUCGAAACAGUCGGCCGAUACGAUUUCGAAGAGCAAUUGAGCAGCACCAUGAUCGCCCACCCGAAAAUCGACCCUGUUUCGAAGGAGCUUUUCGCUCUGAGCUACGACGUCGUUCAGAAGCCAUACCUCAAGUACUUCAAAUUUUCCGGCGAUGGGAAAAAAUCCCCCGACGUGGAAAUACCCCUGGAUUCGCCGACCAUGAUGCACGAUUUCGCGAUCACGGAGAACUUCGUGGUGAUUCCCGACCAGCAAGUGGUGUUCAAGCUUCAAGAAAUGGUGAAAGGUGGCUCCCCGAUGGUGUACGACAAAAACAAGAAAUCCAGGUUCGGAAUUCUGUCGAAAAAUGCGGAAAAUGCAGAGGAUAUUAUAUGGGUUGAUUGUCCGGAUACUUUCUGUUUCCAUUUAUGGAACGCUUGGGAGGAGCCGGAGACCGAUGAAGUUGUCGUCAUCGGUUCAUGCAUGACGCCACCGGACUCCAUUUUCAACGAGAGCAACGAAAACUUAAAAAGCGUUUUAUCAGAAAUCCGGCUCAACUUAAAAACCGGCCGGUCGAAGAAGCGGUCCAUUAUCCAGUCGUCGUCGGAGGAGGAAAUCAAUUUAGAAGCCGGUAUGGUAAACAGGAACCGGCUGGGCCGGAAAACAAGAUACGCAUAUCUAGCAAUAGCAGAGCCGUGGCCUAAAGUUUCUGGGUUUGCGAAAGUGGACCUCUCCACCGGAGAAGUUGAGGAAUUCAUCUACGGCGACCGUAGAUACGGCGGCGAGCCGUUUUUUGUUCCGAGUGACUCAACUUCCGAUGGAGAAGGAGAAGAUGCUGGGUAUAUUCUGUCUUACGUCCACGACGAGAACACGUGGAAAUCUGAGCUGCUGGUAGUGAAUGCGACGUCGUUAAAGCUGGAAGCUUCCGUUGAACUUCCGUCAAGAGUGCCGUAUGGAUUUCACGGCACGUUUAUAAGCGCAACCGACUUGGAAAAUCAGGCCUGAGUAGUAUUUGCACUACAUGAGUGAAACAUCACUCUGUAUUUAUGUGCAUAUAUACAUAAAUCAAAAAAAAAAAAAACGGAGGAGGGGGUUUGCCAGCGGGAUUCUUUUAUUUAGAGCUUCGUCCCCGGACUCUCCUCUAUUUCUUAUUUUAGUUCCUUUUCUUUUUUUCAACACUAGCUAGUUGUGUUUUUCAGGAGCCAAGCUUUUUGCUUUAGAUGUACUGUCAAUGAAGCUCAGCUGGUUUCUGUUUCAAAUCAUAAUUCUACACUUGUUUGCU